Messenger RNA from Corythoichthys intestinalis (scribbled pipefish), 764 nucleotides. RefSeq names its product HD domain containing 3 (gene hddc3). Lineage: Eukaryota; Metazoa; Chordata; Actinopteri; Syngnathiformes; Syngnathidae. The coding region runs from base 156 to 695 and encodes 179 amino acids. Gene Ontology annotation, molecular function: guanosine-3',5'-bis(diphosphate) 3'-diphosphatase activity. The record is from RefSeq and is a predicted model, not a curated record. The transcript is spliced from 4 exons.
AAUCUCAACACCGGGUGUUUCUUACCGGAUACCACUGCAUAUGAACAGCUCAGCUGAGUUUUGUAAUGCUCAAACUAUUUGAACAUACUAUUCGUGACACAUCGAGUUGUUCGCUAGCUUUGGAGAGCCGUCAGUUCAGUUGUUACAUCUGAAUUAUGAAUACAGACGCCGUGUUGUUGUUAGAGACGGCGAAUUUCGCCGCUGAAAAGCAUCGAAACCAGCGUCGAAAAGAUCCAGAGAAAACGCCAUAUAUCAACCACCCGAUCGGAGUAGCAAGGAUUCUCAGCCAUGAAGCCGGCAUCACUGAUAUCGUGGUAUUGCAAGCCGCUCUUCUUCAUGAUACUUUAGAGGACACAGACACAAAGGCCAAAGAGUUGGAAACAAAGUUUGGACAGGUUGUUGCUCGCAUUGUUCAGGAGGUGACAGAUGAUAAGAGUCUGCCCAAACAGGAGAGGAAGCGCUUACAGGUGGAACACGCGCCUCACUGCAGCCACCAGGCCAAACUGGUCAAACUGGCGGACAAACUCUACAACCUCAGGGAUUUGAACCGGUGCACGCCUGUCGGCUGGGAGGCUGAGCGAGUCCAGCAAUAUUUUGUGUGGGCCUCUAAUGUUGUAAAAGGCUUGAAAGGUACCAACUCAGCUCUGGAAAAGAAACUGGAAGAGUUGUUCAGACAGAGAGGAGUACAGCUGUAACAUGGUAGAGAUCCAAAGGAAAUCAUAAUUUCCAAUUGUAGAUUUCCCAAUAAAUUUUUUUGUACACUU